Molecule: messenger RNA, 535 nt
Organism: Lucilia sericata (common green bottle fly)
Lineage: Eukaryota; Metazoa; Arthropoda; Insecta; Diptera; Calliphoridae
Product: eggshell protein 1-like
Exons: 2
Coding region: 254-427 (57 amino acids)
Source: RefSeq, a predicted model, not a curated record
UAUAAUUUCUUACUUGUUUUCGAAAUCUAAACAAUUACAAAUAGUUUUUCCAACUGGUUUUUAUGACAAUUUGUAAGGUUUAGGUAAAUCCCUUAUUUGAACGUGAUUCUUUGCUUAAUACUAGUUGAAAAGUUCUAAGAAAUGUAUAUUUCACGUGUGUCAUCGCCAAAGCAGAAACGCAUUUAAAACUUAAUAUAAAUAAUAGUUUUCACACUUCAUUCAACAUCAUUGUCUCAGUGGUGUUUCUAAUAAGAUGCAAUUCUACGCUUUGUUUAUUUUAGUAUUGGCUUUAAUAGCUUGUGCUUUGGGUAAUCCUAAUCCCAAUCCUAGACCAUAUCCUAGACCCUUAGGUGGUGGAGGAGGAGGUGGCGGUGGAGGCGGUUCUAAUGGAGGUGGUGGUGGCGGAGGCGGCGGUGGUGGAAAGUAAUUUGUAUUACUAAGGGAUUUAUCAAAUAUAAGGAUAUUUAUAACCAUCGUUUUAAGUGUUCGUUAAAGUUAAAAAAUUAAAUAAAUUUUAGUAAUUGAAAAAAUUUAA